Messenger RNA from Asterias rubens (European starfish), 2715 nucleotides. Its product is annotated as tripartite motif-containing protein 2-like. The record is from RefSeq and is a predicted model, not a curated record. Bases 1 to 2025 code for a protein of 674 amino acids. NCBI's taxonomy places the organism in Eukaryota, Metazoa, Echinodermata, Asteroidea, Forcipulatida, Asteriidae. The transcript has a single exon. Gene Ontology annotation, molecular function: ubiquitin protein ligase activity; protein binding. Gene Ontology annotation, biological process: proteasome-mediated ubiquitin-dependent protein catabolic process; protein polyubiquitination.
AUGGAUGACAGUGAGACAGUCGUAGACUCUAACGGAGCGGCUCAUCAGGAUCUAGGAGUCAAGAUGAAACCACCUCCUGAAGGCCCCGAGCCUGAGGUCAAGAUGAGGAAGUCGGACAAGAAGGCAAUGAAAAACUUUGACAAGCUUCACGAGGAGAUCUCAAAGAGGGAGCGAGACUUAGAGGUCAACGUGGAAGCCACUCGCCAAGAGGUCCAGGCAUGUUUCAGACAUUGCUACCAGAAACUCAAAGAUCGGGAGGACCUCCUUCUGGCGAAGCUUCAUCACGAGCACCGACGGUUGAAACGCUCCAUGCUGGCGCCAAAACGGAUGGCCGUUAACGUCAAUCAUACGUGUCUAAACGGUGGAAUGGGAACAAUAACCGAAUGUGAUUCUGCAGGACCUGAUGGAAAUAAAAACGGCAUUGAUGUGGUAGCCGAGACAGAACACAAUGGAAACAAUACCGGCAGAGCAGACUUUGAGAAGAUGAUCUCAGAAAUAGAUAAAGCACUUGAAUUAGCGAAGACUCCUUUCCACUUCUCUCGCGCCGAUAAAAGCAUUGUACGCCAGUUCGAUACAUUUGUUGAUCGUCUGGGAAUGGUUUACCUCGGCGACGCAGACCCUUCUAGGAGCAUCGUCAAUGCCCACCCAGCUCUUGUUCUCGCCGAGAACACAGCAAAAGUUAAAGGGUUAAAUCAAAAGGGGGAGGAGUGUAAAGGAGGAGGGGCAGAUAUCUGCGCGAGGUUACAGGACCCAGAGGGCACUUUUACGCAAUGCAAGGUAAUAGAUUGUCUCAAUGGAGUUUAUAAAGUCAGCUACGUCCCGGAGAAUGUUGGGAACCACCUACUACAUGUGACCAUGAGUGGGGAUCCGAUUCGGAAUAGUCCAUUAGAGGUUGGGGUGAAACCAGUUCGCCUCGUCCCGAGUAAGGCCAUUAUCGCUGGGAACUGCACUGUGGCUAUGGAGAUGCCGAGGGAAUACCACCUCUCAAACGGAGAUGGUAAGGAUCCAAGAAGAACUCAGAAGCUUUCUCUUCAGAGUCUUAAAAUUUCUAUUUCCGAUCCUGAAGGAAAAGACGUCGAGGGGUUCGUAACUGGAAGUGUUAAACGACGAGGAGUCAUCUGUACGUAUACCUUAAAGUACAUCCCAAAGGUUCCUGGAUUCUAUGAGAUGAAAGUAAGUCGAUUGGGAAAGGACGACAUCCUGCUUGCUCAAACUGUGAUUCCAGUUGGCGAGAAAGAGCAGAUUGGAAGCCGAGGGAAGGGUAAGGGUCAGUUUGAUAAUCCAACGGAUAUAGUUCUGACUUCUGAUGGAGAUCUGUUGGUUGCGGACACUGUUGAGAACGAACGCCUUCAAUGCCUGACCCCAGACGGCCAAUUCAAACAUGAGAUCAAGUUCCUUGGACAAGAACCUAUCCUUCUUGCAGUAAAUCAAACAAACAUCAUCGCCUUGUUACUCAACAAGAAGCGUGUGAGGAUCUUAACUCUCGAAGGCGGACAGGUUGUAGAGUUCGGUCACGAUGGCUUCGUGCAACCGUAUGGAAUCGCCAUCAAUUCUGAAAACAAAGUCUAUGUCAGCGAUCGAGGAGCUCACUGUCUGUUCAUCUUCACCUUGGAAGGGACGCUCUGGCGACAGAUCGGGAAGCAUGGAUCAGGUCCUGGCGAGUUCGACUUCCCAAACUACAUCUUCAUCGAUCCUAGCGACAUGGUCUUCGUCACGGAGGCCAAAAACAACCGCGUCCAGAUCUUUAAGGGAACUGGCGAGUACAUGAAGGAGCUGAGGUCCUCAGACAAGCUCUCUCAACCUGGAGCGGUCGUGGCGACAUGUAGUGGCUACCUCCUCGUCCAUAAUGAGUCUGACAACCGCGUCCAGAUUCUGAACUUAGACACUGGACGUUUCACUGGGCAGGUCCUUGUGGAUCUGAUUGCCCCGUACACUCGAAGGAUUGCUGUUACGAGGACGGGUUUCCUUGUGGCCUUGGACAUGAGUAGUCACUGCUUGUGGAGGUAUCCUAUUCCAUAUGAAUGAUUAAUACCAUGCAAAGACAGGCGUCCAGGUUUCAUAUUUUGCCCUAUGGCCUUUGUAAAAUUUUAAAUGUGAAAACAAUAUUACUCAGCACUAGUAUUGUUCUCACAUUUGGAACAACUACUACAAUGCAUGUGCUAUUACAAAAACUAUAAAUAUUUAAUAUGAAAAAGAAAGUAUUCAGAACUAUGUAAAAAACGAGAGUGGUAAAUUAUCAAUAAAAUAUCUUUAAAUUCUUUAAAUUACGUGCAUUGUUUUUAUCAAACGGUACUUCUGCUGGAAGAAGCUAACAUUUGACCUUGCAUUCAAACUUUUGGUCCAGACUGCCCCACAGUUUUGAAAAAACCUAGGGAGAACCCUGUUACACAAGAUUUCUUCCAAAAAAUUGAAUUUCAGGUUGCACCCAAGGUCAAGACCACGACCCAAUUUUGUAAAUGUUUGACUCCACAAAAUGCCAGACAGUGUUAUUUGUUGAAGUAAAAGGAAAUAUUGCUUGAAAGUUUAUGCUAAGCAAAAACGAGCAAGACACCGGUCACCGGUAACCUUAUUCUGUGAUUUAGCAGAUGAAACUUGGCCAAAUUCAUUGGAGAAGCACGCUGGUAUAAUAUUACUUCCCUGUUACUCAGAUUGCAUACAAAUCUAUUUGUGUAUUUGAAAAUCUAUUUACUGUAUAUAAUCAUACGGUACCGAAAU